AUGAGCGACACUAUUAUAACCAGAUGUGACGACCUCCCAGAGCCAAAAGAGCUCGCGGAAGCCUACGAGCUCGAACUACAAUCCCAAAAUGGCCAACCGAUCCGAUUCGGCGAGCUAGUCGCAGGAAAAGGAGGCCAGAUCACAACGAUUGUGGUUUUCAUCCGCCACUUCUUUUGCGCCUACGACCAGGACUACGUCCGCGUAGCCUCUCGCCGUCUCACCGACUCCGUCCUCGCGACCCUCCCCAACCCCACCGGCCCAUCACAGCUCAUCAUAAUCGGCUGCGGUGACCCUCAACGCAUCGUCCCUUAUGUAUCGGAGACUGAAGCUGCGUUCCCCAUCUACACGGACCGCAAGGGGAAGAUCUACGAGAAGCUGCACAUGAAGAGGACGAGGUCACACAUCACUCAACCGCCCCCUUAUACUCAAAACUCUUUCCUCAGUGCGCUUGGAAAGACAUUCAAACAGAUGUUUUGCAGUGGGUGGCAAGCGUUUCUGGGUGGAAGCUGGGGGCAGAACGGCGGCGAGUGGGUGUUUCGAGGGGGCAAGCCUGUUUAUGUCCAUCGGAUGGAGCAUGUCUCGGAUCAUUUGACGGCGGACCAAUUGCUUGAAGUGCUCAGCCAUGAUAAGCCGGCUUAA
This is a messenger RNA of Aspergillus lentulus, 639 nucleotides long. RefSeq names its product peroxiredoxin-like family protein. The record is from RefSeq and is a predicted model, not a curated record. NCBI's taxonomy places the organism in Eukaryota, Fungi, Ascomycota, Eurotiomycetes, Eurotiales, Aspergillaceae.